CAACGACACAGUCGCGCGUUGGCUUGCCUGGAGAGUGGUCACACUUUUAAGUUCCUCUGGGUGCAACGUUACGUUGCUUUGGCGGUGCAGGUCAUAAAUAAUUAUAAUUUUUUUUUCCAUUCUCUCGCGAGUUUCGUGUACAGUAUUUAUUGUGUGUGCAUUUUCUGCUGAUAAACUGGUCUUUUUGAAGGAAGAGCAAUGGCCUGCAAGAUGAGCUUAACUUUCGAAAACGGCACCGAAAUGCCGGCCCUCGGAUUCGGGACUUGGCGGGCGCCCAACGAAGAGGUGGAGAAAGCGCUGAACGAAGCCCUGGAAGCCGGCUAUCGCCACAUCGAUACGGCCCCGGUCUAUCUGAACGAGAAGACCAUCGGGAACGUGUUGAAGGAAUGGCUGGACGCGGGCCGGUUGACCCGCGAGGAGUUGUUCAUCGUGACGAAGCUGCCCCCGCACGGGACGAGGGCCGCCACGGUGGAGAAGUUUCUGCGCCGAUCGUUGGACGAUUUGCAGCUCGAGUACGUGGAUCUGUACCAUGUGCACGUGCCGUUUACGGUGCCGGAAGUGGAUGGGCCGUUCCUGAUGGAUGACAACGGGGAGGUCGUGCUGGAGACGACCACGGACCAUGUGGCGUUGUGGAAGGCCAUGGAGGAAGUGCAGAGGGCCGGCCUCGCACGCAACAUAGGCCUAUCGAAUUUCAACCAACGGCAGAUUCAAAGGAUCCUCGAUAAUUGCCAAAUCAAGCCGGCUAAUCUGCAGAUCGAGAACCACAUCUAUCUGCAGCAGCCGGAACUGGUAAAGUUCUGCAAGGCCAACGGAAUCACGGUGACGGCGUACUCGCCGCUGGGCUCGAAAGGAAUCGAGAAGUUGUUGAACCGCGAAGUGCCCGACCUGUUGGACAACCCGGCGGUGAAGGAAAUCGCCGCCAGGCUGGGCCGGUCCUGCGCCCAGGUGCUGCUGCGCCAUCUGCUGCAGCGCGGGAUUUCGACGAUCCCGAAGAGCACGAACCCGCGCCGGCUGCGGGAGAACAUUGCUCUGUUCGACUUCGAGCUCGCCGACGCGGACAUGGUGCGGCUGAACGCGCUGGACCAGAGCAUCCGGAUUUGCGACUUCGCGUUCUUUCCGGGAAUUACUAAGCAUCCAGAGUUCCCGUUUGCCACAGAAUCAACCUGAAUAUGUUGAAAGGAAUUUCUCAACUUUUCUAUAGUAUUGAAAACAAACGAAUAUAUUUUUUAAUCAAUUAAUGUUACUGAAUGCCUAUCGCUUGGCUACAUCGAGUAAAAGAAUUAGAUUUUAGUAUUUUAAAAAUAUACACUUUAAUAAAGUUAGAUUUCGCACGUAUUUAUUCUUAUUAUGAUUUUAUAUCACAUCAAUAUAAUUUUGAUUUGCAACGCCGGCACAUAUUUUAACAACGAUUUGAUAGUGUUAUAAUUGGGAUUAGCAAUCAAAAUAAUAUCAUUGGUCAGGUCCUCAGAUAUCUUUUCAAGCGGUUCAAGCCAAGUAAAUCUUUCCCAGUUCCUGAGUGGAACACUCCCCUUCAAGCAAACAGUUCUCAAAGGUAUACGUUAAGAAAUCAUUAAACAUCAUUAGCGCACAGCUGCACAUAGUCUAAUGUAAGUCUUAACGUAAUUGUGUAUUCGUUUCAUUUUUGAUUUUAAUUUUUCAAAUAGUCUCACACAAAACAAAUAAACAGGCAAUCACGAAGAGUUUGUUCGCUUAAGAUACGAGUACUAAGAAUUUCUAUGAAUGCCGGUUUCUAAAACAAAUUCAAAAUAUAGUGUAGUUUAAUCCUAGCAGGCCCGAAUAACUUCUUUAGUCUCUUUGACACUUAGGGUUGUUCAAAUAUUACGUCCAGAGAAUUUCAGGAUUUCAGA
This is a messenger RNA of Culex pipiens pallens (northern house mosquito), 1868 nucleotides long. RefSeq names its product 1,5-anhydro-D-fructose reductase-like. Gene Ontology annotation, molecular function: oxidoreductase activity. Bases 199 to 1167 code for a protein of 322 amino acids. NCBI's taxonomy places the organism in Eukaryota, Metazoa, Arthropoda, Insecta, Diptera, Culicidae. The transcript has 6 exons. The record is from RefSeq and is a predicted model, not a curated record.